GCUGAUUGGUGAGUAGGCAGGGCAGUCCUCAGUAAGAUGGCUGCAUUGCUGUGCGCUUUGGUGCCAUCCUGGUGAAAUGACGCAAGCUCCAGUUUACGCGCAGAGCUCGAGGCUCCAUAGCGCAGCGCAGAGCACAUCCCGCCCGACUCAGAGCCGGAAGAGCGGCGGCUAUCCUCCUGUGGACCGAGCGGAACCGGUUCGACACAGCGAGAGUGCGAUGAGGGCAGGCUGCAGAGUGUGAGGCCAUGGGCUGCACCUCGGCCAAACAGGUGUCGGCCGUGCCAAGCGAUGAAGAGGGACGCGGCAAGAACUACAGCAAUGGAGACCUGUACUCUGAUGAGUACAAGCUGAAGGGAGUGGAGGAGGUGAAGUACAUGAGAGGGGAGGAAAACCGUGUGAACGCACGCAACCAGGAGAAUCUGGAGAAGAGCAAUGCACAGAACAGGGGCAAACAGCAGAAAGAAGUCACUACUUCAAACAAGGCCAAUAUUCACACGUCAGAGAGCCAGCAGGAGUUCUUCAGGAUGCUGGACGAGAAGAUUGAGAAGGGGAGAGACUACUGUUCGGAAGAAGAGGAAGACGGGACAUAGCACAAAGGCCCCUGCCCAAAAUCUUAUACCCACUGUGUGAAUGAGUGUACCUGAGAAAGUCCGAUCAGUGUUCAACUAAUGGGACAAGACGCUGUUUGUGCUUGUAUGGAACGUGUGUAUAUUUUCUGAACAUAUGACAGAGAUAGUAUUUUAAAACGCAAGUGUAAUGAAUGGAAUUAAAGGAGAGAAGCCCUCCUCACCCCUGGAGCUUAAAGAUGGCGGAGUGUUGAAGUUGUAAAGACGAGAUGAUUAGACAAGGACUCAGUGAUGGACAUUGCUGUGAUUGGAGUAUUUGCCACCGUGACGUCUGACAAAAUCAUUUUCCCCUUCAGCAAUAUUAUGUUCUUUUGUGGCCAUCUGUCUCACUAUAUCCAAUACGAACGACUACAGCCGGCUACCCAGGUAUGGAGGCCAAGAUGGGACAAACUUAGUCAAGACGAGAAAAACGUGAUAAAGGUGGGAUUUGGCUUUUUCGUUUUGAAGAGCUGAAUGAACUGACAAUGCCUGGGUGAGGGGAAAUGGGAUAUAGAAGAAUAUAUUUGGGAUAUUUUAACAGAGUGUAUGGAAUUGUAAGGUGGUAAUUUUGCCUGCCUUUUGAAGUCACAAACCUGUAUUUUAAUUUUUUUUUUUACUCUGUUCCACAUCCAAUCAUCUUUGUUGUUUUGUUUUUUGGCUUUCGUCAUUGUGUGUCCUCAUCAAUGUUGCACCAAGGUAUUUUGGCAUCUGUGUCUCAGCCUGUCACAUCCUUCCUUAUAUUUUCAAAUAGCUCAGUCCAAUAGAGAGUUAUACUUUGUACAUAUAGUGAAAUGAUUUUAAUUUUGCAUGUACAUAUUCACUGUCCUCGCACUUUCAAUUUGCAGUCUUCUCUUUAUUUCACCAGCAGACUGUCAUGUGCGUUGGUCAAUAUAACUUAACACGCUUUUUGCUCUAUUGGUCACACACAUGCAGUCACACACUGGACUCUGGGCUGAGCUUUUUAAAAAUAUGGGAGGACACAGGUUGCCAUAGAGACACAGAUCACAUUUUCUGCCAUUUUUAUUGGUUAUGUUUUGUUGUAUUAUUUUUGAAUACUUUUUUUCUAUUAAAAAUAAAAAAAUGCAGAAGC
Periophthalmus magnuspinnatus is the source of this 1695-nucleotide messenger RNA. RefSeq lists its product as uncharacterized. The record is from RefSeq and is a predicted model, not a curated record. NCBI's taxonomy places the organism in Eukaryota, Metazoa, Chordata, Actinopteri, Gobiiformes, Gobiidae. The coding region runs from base 246 to 590 and encodes 114 amino acids. The transcript has 6 exons.